UUUGAGAAAAACAACAAACACCUGAAGUUGACUAGAGACUUAAAGCAUGAUAUAUUGGAAAAGCUUGCAGCUUCCAUGUAUGGCUUCAAGGCUUAUCCAAGUGAUAGAGACAUCACAAUGGCAGCUGAGGCUCUUGUGGCCAAGCAUCCUUGCCUUCAGGAAGUAGGAUCGGAAACUGGAUGCAAUGGAUGGAAGAACAGCAUCAAGUUUAAAAUGGGCAACUACAGGACCAAGAUGAGACGGGCUGGAUGUCAGGAGGUCACUGUAAAUGCUGGAAAAAGAAGUAGAGGAAAUCCUGGCAAAGAACCUCCACACUCCAACAUAAAAAGACCCAAACGAGCAGAGGUCAACUUUCUACCCAACUUUCCGCAAGGUGAAGAUCCCUCAAGUCUUGAGCACUUGAGGCAGAAAAUUGAUGACGAAGUAAAGAAGACUGAGAAGAACCUACCCCUCAUUAGAAAGAUGAUGCAGACCACGUUUGCCCUGCGGCGACAGAACAUAGUGAAUAUGUAUACAGGCCCACCAGUAAAUGAGCUCAUGGACCUUUGGCCUGCUCUCAAAAUGGAGUCUGAGGUGUAUGCAGAAUUCCAACGGAUUACAAACCAGAACCUGCCCAACACAUUCUACACUGAGCUUGAUCGCCAUCUUCCUCGACUGAUGACCUUAUUCAGACAGAAGGCAUCCAAGACUGGGAAGACGGCAGAUGCUUUGGCUGAAAUGUUCAAAGUCCAUGAUGCCCAGGAAUUGCAUGACAUCCACACCACGCGUACCACUGUUCUCCAUGCCCUCCCUGUGUAUCUGCGUGAGGAAGUAUCUGGAUUUUUCAGAACCUGCACAGAAGAGUCCGUUGAGCCAGAGUUUGGAGGUGUUGCGUUGGCCCUCCUUACAGUCAUCAGUGACAAUGACACAAGCCCAGUUCACUACCAGCCUGUGAAAAUAUCUGUCGUCAUUGAAAAUGACAUUGUGGUCAGCCUCCCCAGACUUGCUGAUGCCUUCCUGGUAAUGUUUGGACUGAUAUAUGCACUACACCUCAGCUAUCCCAUGGGAUUGACCAACACUUUUGACUUCAUUCAGAAGAUUUUACUUGGUCUGGAAGAUGGUAAACUGUCGCCCAAGCUGCAGACUCUCAAGAAUGACUUGUUGAUGUAGAAAAGUAGCUUGAC
Molecule: messenger RNA, 1163 nt
Organism: Osmerus eperlanus (European smelt)
Lineage: Eukaryota; Metazoa; Chordata; Actinopteri; Osmeriformes; Osmeridae
Exons: 4
Coding region: 76-1149 (357 amino acids)
Source: RefSeq, a predicted model, not a curated record